Messenger RNA from Xenopus tropicalis (tropical clawed frog), 2079 nucleotides. Its product is annotated as Fc receptor-like protein 5. The transcript has 8 exons. NCBI's taxonomy places the organism in Eukaryota, Metazoa, Chordata, Amphibia, Anura, Pipidae. The coding region runs from base 54 to 1886 and encodes 610 amino acids. The record is from RefSeq and is a predicted model, not a curated record.
CAAAACAUAAUUUCAUCCCAGAAAGCGGAAGAAGGUCAGAUUGAAAUGAGGAGAUGAAGACAUUUUAUUCUGCAAUCACAAUGCCGGCACCGAACCCUGUUAUUCUCUCCGCUCUGGUGUGUGUGUCCCUAUUCCGAUGUGCAGUUGGACCCCAUGUAACCAUCAUCCCACCUCGGGCCAGGGCACUCGCAGGGGAAAACGUCACUCUGACCUGCCACUUGGUGCCUACUGCCCAAAUAAACCAGAGUUAUUCCUGGUAUAAGGACGAUGAGAAGCUAAAUGGAUAUGAACAGAACUAUACAAUCCAUGAAGCUACAAGAGAAGACAGUGGGAGCUACCAGUGCCAAACCGUUAGCAGCAACCGGAGUGAGGGGGUCACACUGAAUGUUACUGAUGAGCCGUUCUCCCUUCCAAUAAUCCGAGUGACCCCAGAGUCGCCAUUGGAAGGGUACGGCAUGACCAUAUCAUGUGACACCAACCUCAGCCUGGUGCUGGCGCCUGUGGAACUGCACUUUGCGUUCUACGCUUACGGCAAUAUGGCGCGCGACUUUAACACUUCCGAUCAAUACACAAUCCCCGUGGCUCAGCAGAAGGACUCUACAGAUUAUAGGUGCGAGGUGAAAACACCGGAUGGCGCUGUGAGGAAAUCAAGCAAUGAGACAUUAAUUGAGAUAGAAGAACUGUUCUCCUACCCCGGGAUAGACUUCAGUCCAUAUCCAGUGACAGAAGGCGAAGCCCUGACCGUAUUGUGCGACGCUAGCCCUUUUGCCAAGCCUACGGAGAUGCUGUAUGAGUUCUACGCCAAUGGAAGGCGCGUGCGGAAAUUCAGCCCUUCUAAUACAUAUACAGUUCAUCCAGUUCAGCUGAAGGAUUCAGGGCCCUAUCUCUGUGUGGCCAAAACUUUGAAUGGUAGUGUAGAGAAGUUUGGCACCGCCUCAUUUCUGGGAGUACAAGAACUCUUCCCUACUCCAUCAAUAUCAGUCAGUCCAAGAGAGGUGCUAGAAGGUUCCAUCAUGACGGUUUCUUGUGACAUUAAAUCUGAGUGGAGAGGACCAGGGAACCCUCGCUUUAUUUUAUACAAAGAUUCGAAAGUCGUGCAGAGUCUCUCGGCACAAGGGGAAUACAAAGUGACAGCUGCUCAACUGCACAAUGCAGGAAGGUAUGAAUGUGAAGCAAGAUACCCCAGCGGGGAGGCAAAAACCAGCCAAAAUAACUACGUUACCAUCCAAGAGCUUUACCUCUAUAUAGAUGUGGCACCAACUGCAGUUACAGAAGGCGACAGCAUGAGAAUAAAAUGUUAUAUCCGACCAUGGGCCCCGGAAAUGGCUACGCACCCCCAGUUUGCAUUUUACAAAGAUGGGUUUAAGGUGCAGGAAUUCGGCCCAUCUAAUAUAUACAGAGUUCCUUCGGCUCAGGUUCGGGAUUCUGGAGGCUAUACUUGUGAACUGAGAAUUUCAACGGUCAUAGAGAAGAAAAUGAGACGCCACUUAUAUGUCCACGUACAAGAGCUGGUCUCCUGUCCGAAUAUCACGGUUAUUCCAUCGCCACCGUUAGUACAAGGCUCUGACGUGACUUUUACUUGUCACGCAACUCGUAACCCAUUGGAAGAGGAGACGGAGCUGCAGUUUGCUUUCUACAGAAAUGGGGAGAACGUGCAGGCAUUCGGUUUAUCUGACACAUACCACGUUCCUUCCGUCCGGCUGGAGAAUUCGGGGAAUUACAGCUGUGAGGUCAGAAGCUCAACCAGUGAUGUGAGGAAGAUAAGCAGAGGGAUACGUGUGCAGAUAAAGGAGAGGAGUCAGAGAUACCGCUACAGGCUGCUCGCUGCGGGUGCGUUGGUUCUUGUGCCUGUUGCCCUUAUCCUGUACUUGCGCAGAAAUAAAUGACAUCCGACUCACUCACCAAUCAAGAUUAGAGGGCUCAUUUAUGAAAAGCUGGCGCAGUACUAUGCAUGGAAAUUAGCCCAUUUAUAUCCCAUAAACUGAGUGCAUUUGCCUACUUGUAUAAUGUAGGGGAUCAGAGAACCCUGUCCCCUGUUUUUCAGUCUGCGAUCUCAUCCAGCCUAGCUACAGCCUGGGG